CCCAUAAUAACGCAAAAUCACACAACACAUUCAUCACAAAAUCAUAACAAAAAGAUCAAAGAACCAAAAACAAAGCAUAAACACACAAAAAAAAUACCACAAUAUGGCUAGUGAUGGAAGUGAAGAGUUCAAGUUGGUGUCACCAUCAAUAGCAAAAGAAGGAAGAAUACCAAGACAAUACACGGAUGAAGGACAAGGAGCAAAGAAAAAUAUAUCUCCACCUUUGGAAUGGUACAACCUACCAAAAGGGACAAAAACUCUUGCAAUUGUGGUGGAGGAUAUUGAUGCACCCGACCCAGAUGGUCCAAUUGUUCCGUGGACACACUGGGUCGUGGUGAAUAUUCCUGCAACAAUAAAGGGAUUGCCCGAGGGAUUCUCGGGCAAAGAGGAAGAGUUGGGUGGUGAGUAUGCCGGGAUCAAAGAAGGGAACAACGAUUGGAAACAGCCGGGAUGGCGCUGUCCUAAGAUGGAUACACAUGGUCAUAGGUUGCAGUUUAAGCUCUAUGCUUUGGAUGAUGAGCUUCACCUUGGUAACAAGGUGACCAAGGAGAAAACAUUGGAUGCAAUAGAAGGGCAUAUGCUAGGAGAAGCGACCUUGAUGGCUACAUUCUAAUUAAUAAUGUGAUGUAAAAACUUACCCUAUAUUGUACCAAAAAAGAAAAACUUAAACUACUAGUAUACAAUGUGUCUUUGGCUUAUGUACCAUUUUGAAAUGUGAAAUCCAAUUAGAGAAGGACUUUAUCAAAUCCUACUACACUGUAGUUUUGUCUAAUUGCAAAUUUGGAAGACAAUUUCUUGUGUGAAUGAUGUUAGCAUGCAUUUUCUUCUUAUUUAUAUUGCUCCAAUUAUUAAGAUUA
Molecule: messenger RNA, 857 nt
Organism: Trifolium pratense (red clover)
Lineage: Eukaryota; Viridiplantae; Streptophyta; Magnoliopsida; Fabales; Fabaceae
Product: UPF0098 protein CPn_0877/CP_0992/CPj0877/CpB0906
Exons: 2
Coding region: 104-613 (169 amino acids)
Source: RefSeq, a predicted model, not a curated record